GAGUCGUCGUCUCACAAGGUUGGUUCCCCGUACCUCACAUUACGAAACGACUCGUCGUCUUCCGAAAGCUUCCCCGCUAAAUCACCGGAGGUCCGCUCGCUGUGUUUGGCAUUCUAUUCGGAAUCGUUGAGAGAGAGAGAGAGAGAGAGAGAGAGAGAAUGGCUGAAGAAUCUGGCCGUCAGAUUAGGCUAAUGAACUUCGUUUCGGAGGAACAGUUGGAUCAAGCCAAGAAGGCAAGGGGCGAGCGCAUUGAGGAUGGCACUGCCCAAAGAGAUAGACCCCUCUUUGAGGUUCUAAAGGAGAACAAAGACAAGCGGGAUGCAGAAUUUAAUGAACGUUUCAAGCACAGACCACCCAAAGCUUUGGAUGAAGAUGAGACUGAGUUUCUUGAGAAGUUGGAAAUGUCAAGAAGGGAAUACGAACGUCAAAUAGCAGAUGAGGAAGCCCAAGAGCUGCAGAGUUUCCAGGCAGCGGUGGCAGCACAGUUGGAUAUCGUACAUGAGCUCAAGGAAGCACCCCCCGCUCCUAUAAUUCAGGAACAGAAAUCAGCUGGGAGGAAAAAUCCACCUGCUCGACCAUUUGGUAUGAUUAUUAAGGUCGAGCCACAAGCAAAAAAGGCAAAGUUAGAUCCAGGAACUUCGGAAAAACCUUCAGAUGUAGUGAAAAUCCCUGUUGUAGAUCCAGAAAAAUCUUCGGAGCCAGUGACAACAUCUAAUAGCGAGUCCCAAGAUAUUGGUAUAGCUUGUCUAGUUUCAUAUAGUGAUGAAAGUGAAGAGGAUGAUUAGUGGUUUUACUAAAAGAGAAAUGUUGUACAUGACACUUUUAUUUCACUUUGCUGAUGUGGUGCAAUCAGCUCUUGGACUAGUUUUUGUUUAAAAAAAAAAAUGAUCUUAGAGUUGAUUGGUAGUGCCACAUCAGCAAAGUAGAAUAAAAGUAUGGUGUAUAUCAUUACUCUUUAGGGUUGGUGCUUGCGGAGAAAGAACUCUUCCUUAGUCCUGAAAAAAAAAAAAAAAAACUCCACUAGGAUUUGAUGAUUAUUGCAUUUUGCCCACAGUGGAAUAGGCGUUUUUUCUUUUUUUUUUUUUUUACUUAAAAAUAAAAACUUGAAAUAAAAGUGUAAUGUAGCCUAAGGUAGGUGACUUUGCCCAACUGCAUGUAUUCUUGAUAAUGAUUUUGGGUUGUUGAUGAA
Alnus glutinosa is the source of this 1189-nucleotide messenger RNA. RefSeq lists its product as uncharacterized. The record is from RefSeq and is a predicted model, not a curated record. Bases 159 to 785 code for a protein of 208 amino acids. The transcript is spliced from 7 exons. NCBI's taxonomy places the organism in Eukaryota, Viridiplantae, Streptophyta, Magnoliopsida, Fagales, Betulaceae. Gene Ontology annotation, cellular component: nucleus.